AUGGAAAAGACUGACUUGGCCCCUUUGUUCGCUCUGUGGAGCUGGGGAUGUCGAUGGCCCUAUGAUGAGUUGUCAUUCAUUGUCGAUGGUCCGUCCAAUGGAUGUGAUUGUCACAGGACUAUAACCCAAUGCCAUGCCACGUAUCAUGCAGAGCGGCAUCCGGAAUCGCCAGCCGAUCUCAUCAAUGCCGUGAAGGAAACCUGUCCCCCAAAAGUUUCAGUUUCAUUUCAACAAAGCAGCACCAGCCAGUACUUGCGCCGUGCCAACGCAGAAUCUUCGCUCGGGCCCCGUACAAAUGAUACCAAGGUGUUGAUCAAAGUUACAGUCAAGAAACUUGCGUAUUCGUCCAAUGAAUCCUUCAAAUAUGAUCAAUCUUGCUUGAAACAAAAGAGGAGGUUGACCGCGCUUCUCGGCCUGAAUAACUCGGCCAAUUUCGCAGCCAACACAUCACCAGCAUAA
Pochonia chlamydosporia 170 is the source of this 459-nucleotide messenger RNA. RefSeq lists its product as hypothetical. The record is from RefSeq and is a predicted model, not a curated record. The transcript is spliced from 3 exons. The coding region runs from base 1 to 459 and encodes 152 amino acids. Lineage: Eukaryota; Fungi; Ascomycota; Sordariomycetes; Hypocreales; Clavicipitaceae.